Messenger RNA from Amphimedon queenslandica, 3425 nucleotides. Its product is annotated as disintegrin and metalloproteinase domain-containing protein 28-like. Lineage: Eukaryota; Metazoa; Porifera; Demospongiae; Haplosclerida; Niphatidae. Bases 87 to 3335 code for a protein of 1082 amino acids. The record is from RefSeq and is a predicted model, not a curated record. The transcript has 29 exons. Gene Ontology annotation, molecular function: ATP binding; protein kinase activity; metalloendopeptidase activity. Gene Ontology annotation, biological process: proteolysis; protein phosphorylation.
ACAUUUUUACACGUGAAUAAAACGGAAGCCACCAUGCCCAGGGCCCCGCCUUUUAUACCGCACCUUCUCGUUUAAAUUGUAUUGUAAUGAGUCUUUAUGUACAGAGAUUAGGAGAGCACCCUAGCACACUAAGCGUUUCUGUUAAGCAAGGCUCAAUACAGUUGUUUGCUCUGCAGCUAGAGCUCAACAAGAAUCUUAUUGCACCUCAUUUUGCUUCUGUAUACACCAACUCAGAUAAAAUCCAAGUAUCUGAAACUCAUCCCAAUUGCUUCUAUCAAGGAAAAGUCAAUGGACAUCCAAAGUGGCAAGCUGUCAUCAGUACAUGUCAUGGAUUAAGAGGCUGGUUUGGUGAUUUGAAUAAUGAAAACUCUUUAUAUCAUCUGGAGCCACUCACUGAGGAUCACUUACAUGUCAGUCCAGAAGAGGAUAUCCUGGCCAAUACUCAUGUACUUUAUAAAGACACAGAGAACAAGAAAAAACUUCAAAAUUUUGUCUGUGGUACUCCUCAUGGAAAUAUCUCAGUAGAUAGAUUCAAACUUCCUUCAGGAGCUGGCAGUUCUCUCCAUAGGUUGAGGAAACAGUCUGGUGGGGCUUCUAACAUUGUGGAAGUAUUGAUAGUCAAUGAUAACUAUCAGUACAUUGCUUAUGGAAGGAACAUCAGUGCAGUUGUAUUGAGGGCAAUAGAAAUAUUUAGUCACGUUGACAUGUUGUAUCAGUCUAUUAAUGUUCGUGUUGUGAUUGUUUAUUCGUUGACAUGGACAACACAACAAGGGAUAUCAUUCAGUUCAGUACCAAACACUCUACUGACACUGUUCCGUCAAUACCACACUAGCACCACUGCAUUCCGAUCCAUCACUCAUGAUAGCGCCCAAUUGAUCACUGGUAUUGAUCUGGAUAAUAAUGCAGUAGGUAUAGCUUAUGUUGGCACAAUGUGCAAUUUUGAUUCAUCUGUUGGAUUAACUCAAGAUACAAGAGGUAGUGUUGCAUCAGUGGCUACCAUUGCUGCACAUGAAAUGGGACAUACUUUUGGUAUGAACCAUGAUGAUGACUCAAGUUGUAAUUGUUCUGAUUCCAAUGGUGGUUGCAUUAUGAAUGCUAUUUCAAGAUUCCCUCCAGCCACCAGUUGGUCACAGUGCAGUAUUAAUGAAUUGAAUGCUGGUUUCGCUGGCUCUGGCAAUUCUGAUCUCAACCGUUGCUUAGGAAACAGUCCAACAACUAUUGUUGGUACUGCUAGGUGUGGCAACGGAAUAAGAGAACCAGGAGAGACUUGUGACUGUGGAAGUUUAGCUGAGUGUGAUGAUCCAUGCUGUAAUGCCACAACAUGUGAACUGGCCAGUACUGCCCAAUGUGGAUCUGGAGUUUGCUGUGAAAACUGCCAAUUCAAGUUAUAUGGUACUACAUGUCGUAAUUCAUCUGGUAUGUGUGACAUACUAGAAUAUUGCACUGGUCAAAAUGCUGAUUGCCCAACAGAUUUAACACAACAGAAUGGAAUAUCCUGUGAUAAUAAUACUGGUUAUUGUUACGAUGGUACAUGUGGCUCUGCAUGGGAUCAGUGCAACCGUUAUUUUGGAAGUGAAUCAGUUCCUUCUAAUGAUGCAUGCUACACACAGUUCAAUACUCUUGGUAUUGCCUGGGGUCACUGUGGAGCUAAUGGUACCAGUUAUAUUCCUUGCACUACUGGGAAUGCAUUCUGUGGUUCACUCCAGUGCAAUGGCGGCAGAAUAAUAUUUAAUAAUGUUAAUUCAAGGAGUGCUUUGACAGCUUAUACUAGAUUUGCUAGUGGUCAAGAGUGUAGGAGUGUCACUACACGUGCUGAUGCUGAUGAAGUCAGUCCUGGUUUAGUGGUUGAUGGGGCUAGCUGUGGAACUGACAUGAUGUGUGUCAAUCAGCGCUGUUUAUUACUUUCAUCACUGGAGGGAGUCAGCCCUUGUCCUAUUGGAAGUAAUGGACAAACAUGCUCUGGAAAUGGCGUGUGCAAUAAUAUAAACCAGUGCUCCUGUAAUGUUGGUUACACUGGUAGUGAUUGCAGUUUGAUACCUGGAACAACAACAACAACAAAUACAUCAGUCAUGGCCAAUACAACCACUAGUGCCACUAUGUCUACGACUGACACACCAUCUGUCUCAAAUCAGCUAAUGUCUAUCAUCAUAUCAGGAAUAGUUACAUUUCUAGUAGUGUGUAUAGUGUUAACUGUAAUGCUCUUUGUAACCUAUAUGAUUAUGAAGAGAAGGAAUCGUAAACAAAAAAAGCAACUUGCAAUGGUAGAAAUUCCAAGUUCGACUCCUUCUUCAUUUUUGACAGAAGACAUGAAAGAAAGCACUUACAACUCUAGCAAACCUAUUGAGAUUUUAUCAAUUAAUAUGGAACGGCUCUCAAAUUAUAUAGUAUCAGGGUCCACCAUAAGCAUGCAAGAAACUAUUGGACAAGGUGAGUUUGGUAUAGUUUAUCGUGGAGUGAUGACGAUAAAGAAUGAAAUACCUAAACCAGUUGCCAUGAAGACAUUAAAAGGUUUUUAUAAAGAGAGUGACAUUGACUCAUUACUGGAUGAAUGUAUUAAAAUGAUGCCAUUCAAUAAUUUAAAUGUAUUACCACUGAUUGGUGUGUGUCUUGAUCUCGGACCAGCUCCAUACAUUAUCAUGCCUUUCAUGUCAAGAGGAAGUUUAUUGUCUUACCUCAAGAAAGAGAGGCCUAAUCUUACCGUAGCUGAUACCAGUGAAGAGGAUAUUAUACUGAAUGUCAGAAAACAGUUGCUCUCCAUUUGUUUACAAGUUGCCAAUGGAAUGUCUUACUUAGCUUCACAGAGGUUCAUUCAUUGUGAUCUUGCUGCUAGAAAUUGCAUGAUUGAUGAUAAUGGUAUUAUUAAAGUAGCAGAUUUUGGACUAUCUGAAGACAUAUAUACCUGCAAUUAUUUCAGGCAGCUAAAGUGCAGUGAUAAUAACUCAGGAUCAUCAACAGUUAAACUACCUGUGAAAUGGAUGGCAUUAGAGAGCCUUCAUGAUGGACUGUUCUCUGAAAAAUCAGAUGUUUGGUCUUAUGGUGUUCUUUGUUGGGAAGUGUUCAGUCUUGGUAAAGUACCAUAUCCUGGCCUGAAUCCAAUAGGAGUAGUGGAGUUACUAGAUACUGGUGGACGAUUGCUGUGUCCACAUAAUGGAGCCUGCUCACAGGAAAUUUACUUGCUGAUGCUAUCUUGUUGGUCUGAGUCUCCUAAUGAUAGGCCAAUGUUUAGUGAUUUAGUUUCUUCAAUAAAUGCACUCAUUGAACCAUUGGCUGGCUACCUUGAUUUUACUGACAUUAAUAAUACUUGUACUGUAAAAGAUAAUGUUGUUUGUGACUAGAUCUAUGUAUCAGUAUCAAUAUAUUUUUUGUAGAAUGUAUAAUGUGAAACAGCUUUUUGAGUGAUAGCUUAGCUGCCAUGCUAAAAACAA